This is a messenger RNA of Phalaenopsis equestris, 1149 nucleotides long. RefSeq lists its product as uncharacterized. The record is from RefSeq and is a predicted model, not a curated record. Bases 1 to 1149 code for a protein of 382 amino acids. Lineage: Eukaryota; Viridiplantae; Streptophyta; Magnoliopsida; Asparagales; Orchidaceae. The transcript is spliced from 3 exons.
AUGUUUGGGAACACUAGGGAUAGGUGCUAUAGGCUACACCCUCCAGUGAAAAGGAAACAGUCUUCUUUGAAGGAAAUUGCCCCCAUUCAACUUCCUGGGGUUAAUGAGGAUGGCUUACAGGAUGAGGCUCAGAACUCUCCAACCUCCUUUAUUUCUAUUACUCCUCCUCCUCCUAAGGAAGUGCUAAGAGAGGAACCCAAUAUCAUUACUAUAAUUUCCCCCACAGUUCAUUCCUUUGAGGAGAGGCUACAGGAUCCAAUUCAGGAACAACAAUUGCAUCAUGUGAUUGAAGGAGAAAAGAACAUCAGGAACACUGCCCUUGCUGAGCUUCCUCAUCAGGGACCUCUGGACACUUGGAGAAGAGGAAAACUUUUUGAAAGAAUUGAUAGAUUCCUGGUUAAUCAAGCUUGGCUGGAUACCAACUUUAUGACUACAAUUUCCCAUCUUCCUUACACAUGUUCUGAUCAUAGGCCUUUGCUUAUUUCUAUAUCCCCUAAUAUUGUUGCUCCCUUACCAAGUCUGUUUGGGUACAUGUUUCCUCCUUCCCUCCUUGGAUUAAACUAUGGUAAAUUCAAAAAAAAAGUUGCUAAAUUGCUGAAAGCCUGGAAUUGGAAUUGCUUUGGCAACUUUACAGCAAAAGUGGAAGAGGUUGAAGCUGCUGUGAAACAAACUAAAUUAAACAUUCAAAUGGGGCUCUCUGAUGAACAGAACCUGAUAUUAGCUAAUGUAAAUCUGCUUCAAGCUAUUCAUUGGGAGGAAGAGUUCUAUAAACAGAAGGUUGCCAUCAAAAAAUUUGUUGAUGGGGAUAGGAAUACAAAGUUUGACCAUGCCUGUAUUAAACAAAGAAGACAUUCCAACACCAUCCUGAAGAUUAAAAAUCACAAUGGCAUUUGGGUCCAAGGUACUGAUCUAAUUCACAGAGAUGCUAUUGAUCACUUUCAAAACCUUUUAUCUGAACCCCAUAAGGCUACUCUCCUGAACUUUGACCCUAACUUACUUAAUGACAAAUUCUCUGAUAUUCACUGCUUGGAUUUAACAUUUAUUCCUACUGAGGAAGAAAUUUGGAAAGCUUUAUGUUCUAUUGAUGGUGACAAGGUGGCUGGUGCAGAUGGUUUUACUUCUACUUUCUACAUAAAACUUGGGAGGUGA